Molecule: messenger RNA, 390 nt
Organism: Cooperia oncophora
Lineage: Eukaryota; Metazoa; Nematoda; Chromadorea; Rhabditida; Trichostrongylidae
Source: the annotation of a GenBank genome assembly
AUGGAUUCACAACUAACUCCCUUGCCUCCUCGUUCAAUUCAGGAGAGGCCGGUAAAGAGGUUUUGUACUGGUUCACCUGCACUCACGGAUCGCUCGCCAUCCGACGCCCUGGACCUAUUGAUCAAAGACGAUCAACUGCCAGUAUACCUGAAGACAGUCGUUGGACAUCUUCUAGAAAACGCGAAUACGAUCAAGAAAGAACGGGGGAGGUCGGUUGUUAUAGCAGGCAUCUCGGAAUCAACAGAUUCAAGUGCAAUGAACAGAGUUUCCCAUGAUGUUGAGUGUGUUAAAAAGACAUCGAAUGUUCUCCUACGGCUAUUCACCGUAUGGGGAAGAGAUCAGGUGUUCCCAGGCUUCUUAAAAUUGUAUUACCUAGCAGCUAUUUUGUAA